Molecule: messenger RNA, 4660 nt
Organism: Eupeodes corollae
Lineage: Eukaryota; Metazoa; Arthropoda; Insecta; Diptera; Syrphidae
Gene: Ssdp
Product: single-stranded DNA-binding protein 3
Exons: 18
Coding region: 2583-3893 (436 amino acids)
Biological process (GO): positive regulation of transcription by RNA polymerase II
Cellular component (GO): nucleus
Molecular function (GO): single-stranded DNA binding; protein binding
Source: RefSeq, a predicted model, not a curated record
GUUCGGUUUUGACCGAUCUUUACCGACGAACGACUGCUUACUGGGUACGUUAACAAGUACAAGUUGUGACAAGACAGUUUUUUGGUUCAUCACGUCGUUUUUGCCGCGCCGUUACACUGUUAAAUUAUUUUUUGUUUUACAUCUAUCCGUAAAUUGAAUUCAAUCUGUAUUAAUGCGCAUUUUGCCAAUUAACAAACUAUGUAAAAAAUAAAAAUAUUCUAACGGGAAACCAACAAUUAAAAAAUUAAACAAGAAAGUUAAUAUACCUACCACGAAAAAUAAGUUUAUUAUUGUGCACAUAACAAAAGUGUAAAACAAAAAUAAAUACAAAAAAAGUGAGAUACUACAUUAAAAGUUAAAAAAGAAUAUAAUAAGCAAAGCAGAAGAAGAAAAGAAGAAGAAAAAGAGAGACAGCAACCUUAUGAAAGGGGAAAAGGAGUCAAUUUUUGAGGAGAAACAAAUAUUACAAAAGCAAACAUUCUUUAAAACAAAUGCGCAACAAAAAUUGAAGAAAUUCAUCCAACCAUAUAUACGCUACUAGUAACAAAAUCACGUCAAAAAUAUUAAGAAGAAUCAAAUAACACUUACAGCGGCAGUUAAUAAAAAUAAUAAUAACAAAAAAAAAAAACAAACAAAUAAAGUAAACAUCGAAGAGAUUGGUGGCAACACAUUAUUUUUUUAAACCAUUGCCUCGCGUCCUUCCUUAUUAAUAAUACAAAAAUAUUUACAUCACACUCAAAACAAGUAGCAAUAUUUUAACAAUCAUUAAAACCAAAACAAAAACAUUGAACCAUUUUACUACAAAAAUGUAGAAAUAAGCAAUCUAUUAAAAUUUAUACAUAUGACGUUAAACAUCAAUGACAUUGUGAGGGGUCUUGAAUUGAAUGAAAAGUAUAUAUAUAUUUUGUAAGUAAUAUGUUAUGAACAACAAAAUCAAAAAUAUAAUGUUAAUUAAUUUAUAUAAAUCAAUCACCAAGAAAAAUGUUUAAAAUUAAUAAGUUUUGUAGCAGUAGUUUUGAUGCAACAAUUGAUUUUAGUUAUAUUUUUAAACUAACAAAAAUAAACGAAAUCACAUUGAAAAGAAACAUAAAUCUUAUAAAUAAUAAUAAAAAUUAUAGUAAAAGAAUUCCAAAGUAUUAUUGUUGUUGAUAAUUAUGAAAAGUCCAAGUGAUAUAAAUGAUAAAAAAUUAAACGUUAUCGUUAGUGUGUGCUUCGUCAAAUCGAAAACCGGUUACGAAAAUAAAAUAAAUAAACUAAAAUUAGCUAAAUUGCAGUUAAUAUCAACUAAUAUAAUAAUUUCAUCAUUCAUAACAUCAACUUAUAGUUUAAUAUUAUAUAGUAUUAGAGAAAUAGUGCGACAAACACGAAUCAACAAAAUAACUUCAAAAACAAAACCAACCAACAAACAAUCUGAGUCUGAGGUAAGAUUGUUUCAGAAAGCAUUUUCGUUAAUUAUGCUGCAUCGCUUGCCAAGUUUUCGUCAACAUAAAAAACAGCAACAGCAGCAUAAGCAACAAUAUUCUAAUAAACAAAAACUUCAACAACAAAAAGUAAGUCGUCACCAGCAAAUAGAAGAAGAAUCAGCAUCUUUCUUAGCGAAUGGACAGGAACUUCUAAGAAUUAAAAACAAACUUAAAAGAUAUAUUAAUAUCUCCAAUUGUAACACCAAAUCAACUUCUUAUACUAAAAAUACAAACAAAAGAAAUAUUCAAAGCAAUAUAUUACCAGGAGCAGAAUUAUUGUUCGCAUCAUCAUCAACCAUUACACCAAUAAUAAAAACCCCAAAAGCCAGAAAAUUAAGUAGAAACUAUUGUAUACAAAUCCACAACACCAAUAACAAACAUAGAAUAAUAAGUUAUCGAAUAAGUGAAACAAAUAAUACUAAUUGUCGUUGUUGGAAUCGAAAUCGCAAUCAAAACCAUCGUAAUAUUAUUAGAAAAAAUUACAAAUCGUCAGUCGCUGACGUUAAUCAAUAUAAAGAAUUGAUUUCAACAACAAUUAGUGUAAACAAAACCAUUAAAACACCAACAAAUUCCAACGUCUCGUUGUUUUCCUCCUCGUUAUUUUCGUCGUUUUUAUUCUUGUCGUCCUUAACACAGUCGUUGUUAUUGUCAUCGUUCUCGUCAUUUACGUCAAGUUUUAAACAAUAUACGUGGUGUUUUUUGUUGUCAUUCAGCUCAAACUUAAAACUGCUAACAAAGCCAUCGUCAACAUCAUCGUCGUCCUUUUUAUUAAAUUCAUUGAAAUUUGUUAUAAAUCACGUAUGAGUAAUGCGAAGUUAAUGGCGACUUAAAAACAUUAAAAUUAAUUAAACAACAAAAAAAAACAAAAACCAAGAAACUCACAAAUGCGUAUGUUUUGUUACUAAUAAUUUUAAACUAAAAAAUCGAAAAUAUUCAAAUAAAAAGUCGAAAAAAUAAAGAAGAAAAAGCGGAGUCUUUAAUUUAUAAAAAAAUAUAUAUAUUUAAAUCUCAAAUUUUGUGUAUAUACAAUAAAAAAAUACAAAGUUAAAAGUAUAUCUUUAUAUAUUUAUACACGCAAAAGGAUUAAGUAUAAACUUCAUCACGUCACAGAAAAAAAUUAUGUAUGGAAAGUCAAAAAAUUCAACAGUGCCCUCGGAUGCACAAGCUAGAGAAAAACUUGCCCUUUAUGUUUAUGAAUACCUCCUACACGUUGGCGCACAGAAAGCUGCACAGACAUUUCUUUCUGAAAUCCGAUGGGAGAAGAAUAUAACAUUAGGGGAGCCGCCUGGGUUUCUUCACACAUGGUGGUGUGUAUUUUGGGACUUGUACUGCGCAGCACCAGAACGAAGAGAUCAGUGUGACCAUUCAUCAGAAGCUAAAGCGUUUCACGAUUACGGAUUCGUGAGUUCUGGUUAUGGUGUAAAUGGAAUUGGUGGACAUAAUGCGGGUCCAGCACCAAGCCCAUUAGGACAGUUACCACCAAAUGAAGGGAUGCCAGGAGGUCCCAUGGCACCUAACUUUUUUCCUAAUUCCACAAUGCGGCCAUCACCACCUACUCAUUCAUCAAGUCAACAGUCCCCGCACCCCCAACCCCCACCAUCACAAAUGAUGCCUGGUCAGCCGUUCAUGGGAGCGCCUAGAUAUCCAUCCGGUCCAAGGCCGGGCGUUCGGAUGCCACAAGGAAUUGGAAACGAUUUCAAUGGACCACCAGGGCAACCAAUGAUGCCAAACAGUAUGGACCCAACAAGACAAGGAGGCCCUCCUGGUAUGGGUCCUAUGAAUCCGCGUAUGAAUCCACCCCGUGGUCCUGGAAUGGGCGGACCCAUGGGACCUGCUACAUAUGGACCAGGAAUGAGAGGUCCACCUCCAAAUAGUAGUUUAGCUCCUGGAGGACCGGGAAUGCCUCCAAUGGGUAUGGCUGGAGGAAGACCACAAUGGCAACCAAAUACAUCAACGCCAAUGAACUAUUCAUCGUCAUCGCCUGGGAAUUAUGGCCCGCCAGGUUCGAGUGGACCUCCUGGACCCGGAACGCCUAUCAUGCCAUCCCCGCAAGACUCAUCGAAUUCAGGAGGUGAAAAUAUGUACACUCUAAUGAAACCAGUUCCAAGUGGCAAUAUGGGAAGUGAAUUCCCAAUGGGUGGAGGACCAGAUGGUGGUCCUAUGGGACCUAUGGGUCCCAAUACAAUGGGACCUGUACUUAAUGGAGAUGGACUAGAUGGAAUGAAAAACUCACCCGCUAAUGGUGGGCCUGGAACGCCGAGAGAAGAUUCAGGGAGCGGUAUGGGUGAUUACAAUUUAAGCGGCUUUGGUGGGCCAGGAGAAAAUGACCAAACUGAGUCGGCAGCUAUCCUGAAAAUUAAGGAAAGCAUGCAGGAAGAGGCGAAACGUUUCGAGAAAGACUCUGAUCAUCCUGAUUAUUUUAUGCAAUAACAUCCCUCUUUUCUUAAGGCUAAUUUUAAUUUUUAAUUAAACAUAGAAAACAACUUGUGGAAAUGAUUGUUACUUAGGAUUUUUUAAAAAUAAGAAUGAAAAAGUGAACAAACGGAUUUAAAUUUAUUAUACUAAUACAUAACACACCACAAAAUUCUUUUACAAAAUUUUUACUCUUCUUUUUAAAUACAAGUUAAAAAUAAAGAAAACAAAAAUAAUAUCUUAAUAAUAAUAAGUUGGAAUACUGAAUUCAAAUUUUCAUCCCUUUUCUUUGUAUUAAAUUUUUUUGUAUGUAUAAAAAUUAGUUAAAAUAAAAAAAUUAAGAACCUAUAGAAAAAAUUAAAACACAGUAUAUUUUAAGACAAAAUGAAAACAUAAAAAGGAAAAAAAAAAACAAACGAGAAAAGAGAAAUGAGAAAACAAGUUUCCUUCAUGCCGAAAAAAAAACAUAACAUGAUAUUAAACUAAUCUAUUAUAUUGAUAUGUUCAAAUUAAAAUACAAAAAUUAAUUAAUUUAACUUUUUUUUUCUUAUAAUCUUUUUAAAUUUAAUCUUAAAAGUUAUACAUUUACAAUUUAAAAAAACAAAAUGCAUUUUCCUAUUUCAACCUUUCCUUUAUAUAUUAUUUUGCUGGUUGAUCAUGAUCUUUAGUUAGUUUUAUAUAAAUAAGAAGAGAAUAUUGUAUUUUCUCUAGGAGCAAAGCAAAUUAAUUUUAAUCUGUAAAUAAUAAAAAAAACUUAUAAUAAUGAGAAUAAAUAUAAAAUGAAU